AUGGCCACUCAGCAGAUUCAAUCUAAGGGAAUCUAUCACGGCCUGCCAGUCUUUCCUCCCGAGUCCAAUGGCCUGACGGCAAUCAUAACAGGCGCAAAUGGGAUUUCAGGCUUCUAUAUGCUACGUGUUCUGGCACAAUCGCCAGAGCGUUGGAAGAAGAUUUACUGCCUCUCGCGUCGCCCGCCCCUUGUACCAGGAGGACUUCCACCCAAUGCCGAACACAUCGCGCUAGACUUUCUCAAAUCCCCGGAUGAAAUCGCCCAGACCCUGAAAGAAAACAACGUCAAGGCUGAUCAUGUGUUUUUCUUCUCGUAUAUCCAGGUUGAGCCCAAGCCUGGAGCGGGCCUCUGGUCCGACGCUGAUGAAAUGUGCCGCGUGAACAAGCUUCUCUUGGAUAACUUCCUGGGCGGUUUGAUCAAGGCCAACAUCAAACCUCGGAAUUUCAUGCUUCAAACAGGAGCCAAAAACUAUGGUGUUCACCUGGGCCCAACAAAAGUACCACAAGAAGAAUCCGAUCCGCGGGUCGAGCUCGAGCCCAAUUUCUACUAUCCCCAGGAAGAUUCACUUUGGAAGUAUAGCAAGGAACAUGGCGUAAGCUGGACCAUUGCGAUGCCAGGUCCCAUACUUGGAGCUGUGCCGGACGCGGCCAUGAAUGCGGCCAUGCCGCUCGCGGUGUAUGCAGCGGUGGCCAGGCACCUGGGAACGGCGCUCGAGUUCCCAGCCGACAUUGCGUCGUGGCAAAUGUACCAAAGCAUGAGCUCCAGCAUGAUGAAUGCAUACUUGGAAGAGUGGAGCGCGCUCACGUCAGCGGCCCAAAACCAAAAGUUCAAUGCUUGUGAUAAUAGUGCCUUUACCUGGGAAGGAUUCUGGCCCAGGCUGGCAGGCUGGUACGGCAUCGAGUGGAAAGGCCCCGAUACUGGAGCCACAUGGAUCGAAAGGGAAACAAGAUUCAAUCCGAGAGGUUAUGGUGGCAAGGGUGUUUCUAGGAGAAAGUUCACUUUCGUCGACUGGGCGAACCAGGAUCAUGUUCAGACGGCAUGGAAGCAGAUUGCAGAGGAGCAUGACCUGCAGCAAAAAGAAUUCAAAGAUAUUGACCGUAUCUUUGGUUUCUUGGAUGGCGCCAUCACAAGAGCUGGCCCGUUGAUUUUCAGCACCGACAAGGCACGCAAACUGGGAUUUCACGGCUUUGUCGACACGUCAGAGGUCUUGCUCGAGGUCUUUGAUGACUUGGCCAAACUCAAGAUGAUCCCGCCUGUGCCAAAAGUUGUCGUCAAAUUUAACUAG
This is a messenger RNA of Exophiala mesophila, 1284 nucleotides long. RefSeq lists its product as uncharacterized. Bases 1 to 1284 code for a protein of 427 amino acids. Lineage: Eukaryota; Fungi; Ascomycota; Eurotiomycetes; Chaetothyriales; Herpotrichiellaceae. The transcript has a single exon. The record is from RefSeq and is a predicted model, not a curated record.